This is a messenger RNA of Hippopotamus amphibius kiboko, 2407 nucleotides long. It is a transcript of the gene TBX21, whose product is annotated as T-box transcription factor 21. Gene Ontology annotation, biological process: cell fate specification; regulation of transcription by RNA polymerase II; positive regulation of DNA-templated transcription. The transcript has 6 exons. Gene Ontology annotation, cellular component: nucleus. The record is from RefSeq and is a predicted model, not a curated record. Gene Ontology annotation, molecular function: DNA-binding transcription factor activity, RNA polymerase II-specific; RNA polymerase II cis-regulatory region sequence-specific DNA binding. Lineage: Eukaryota; Metazoa; Chordata; Mammalia; Artiodactyla; Hippopotamidae. Bases 76 to 1683 code for a protein of 535 amino acids.
CCGACCCCCGCGCCCGCCCCCGCGCGGAGAGGGGCUGGUCCUCGACGGCCGCGGGAAGGUGCCAGCCCGCCCCGGAUGGGCAUCGUGGAGCCGGGCUGCGGAGACAUGCUGACGGGCACCGAGCCGAUGCCGGCGAGCGACGAGGGCCGGGCGCCAGGCGCCGACCCGCAGAACCGCUACUUCUAUCCGGAGCCGGGCGCGCAGGACGCUGCCGACCGUCGCGGGGGCGCCAGCCUAGGGGCGCCCUACGCCGGGGGCGCCCUGGUGCCCGCCCCGCCGGGCCGCUUCCUCGGAGCCUACGCCUACCCGCCCCGGCCCCAGGCCACCGGCUUCCCCGGGGCGGGCGAGCCCUUCCCGCCGACGCCGGGCGCCGAGGGCUACCAGCCGGGGGACGCCUAUGCGGCCCCGGACCCGCGCGCCACACUCUUCCCGGGGCCGCGCGAGGACUAUGCGCUGCCGGCGGGGCUGGAGGUAUCCGGGAAGCUGAGAGUCGCGCUCAACAACCACCUGUUGUGGUCCAAGUUUAAUCAGCACCAGACGGAGAUGAUCAUCACCAAGCAGGGACGGAGGAUGUUCCCAUUCCUGUCAUUUACUGUGGCUGGGCUGGAGCCCACCAGCCAUUACCGGAUGUUUGUGGAUGUUGUCUUGGUGGACCAACACCACUGGCGGUAUCAGAGCGGCAAGUGGGUGCAGUGUGGAAAGGCUGAGGGCAGCAUGCCAGGGAACCGCCUGUACGUCCACCCCGAUUCUCCCAACACGGGAGCCCACUGGAUGCGCCAGGAAGUUUCAUUUGGGAAACUAAAGCUCACGAACAACAAGGGGGCCUCCAACAAUGUGACCCAGAUGAUCGUGCUCCAGUCCCUCCAUAAGUACCAGCCCCGGCUACACAUUGUCGAGGUCACUGAUGGAGAGCCAGAGGCAGCCUGCAACACGUCCAACACGCACAUCUUUACUUUCCAAGAAACCCAGUUCAUCGCUGUGACCGCCUACCAGAACGCUGAGAUUACUCAGCUGAAAAUUGAUAAUAACCCUUUCGCCAAAGGUUUCCGGGAGAACUUUGAGUCCAUGUAUGCAUCUGUUGACACCAGCGUCCCCUCCCCGCCUGGACCCAACUGUCAAUUGCUUGGGGGAGACCACUACUCUCCUCUCCUCCCCAACCAGUAUCCCAUUCCCAGCCGUUUCUACCCUGACCUUCCCAGCCAGGCCAAGGAUGUGGUUCCCCAGCCUUACUGGCUGGGGGCCCCCCGAGACCACAGCUACGAGGCCGAGUUUCGAGCUGUCAGCAUGAAGCCUGCAUUCCUGCCUUCUGCCCCUGGACCCACCAUGCCCUACUACCGAAGCCAGGAGGUCUUGGCGCCUGGAACUGGCUGGCCUGUGGCCCCCCAGUACCCUCCCAAGAUGAGUACAGCCACCUGGUUCCGCUCCGUGAGAACUCUGCCCGUGGAACCUGGCCCUGGAGCCUCCGAGGGGCGGGGGCCAGAGGACCAGGGCUCCCCCUCCUUGUGGACUGAGAUCACCCCCAUCCGGCCAGAGUCCAGCGACUCAGGACUGGGCGAAGGAGACUCUAAGAGGAGGCGUGUGUCCCCUUAUCCUUCCAGUGGUGACAGCUCCUCCCCUGCGGGGGCCCCUUCUCCUUUUGAUAAGGAAACGGAAGGCCAGUUUUAUAACUAUUUUCCCAACUGAGCAGAUGACAUGGUGAAAGGAACAGAGUGUCAUUAGGUUGGUGACAUCAAGUAACUUAGACCACAGACUCAGACCUGAGCCACACCCAGCUCCCUCUGUUCUGUCUCCUUUUGUAGUUGAUUGAGGAAGAGGGGGGCCAAGAAGGAUUCUAGGGUUCACGUGCUGCCUCCCGGCCCAUAAUGAAACCUGUGAGGCGUGUCCUCUGCGCCAACUACAGUCAUUUACCUGGUGCUGCUUCUGGCUGUGGGUUCCCAGCUGGAGAAGAGAAAACAGACAACGGAAGGUCUAGGACACAAAAAAGCUUCCUCUCUUCUGCGCGGUGGGGGUGGGGGUGGGGUGCCAGGGUCAGGUGGGCCGGCCAGACUGGAGACUCACAUCUCUUCCUGUGUAGAGUGACUUUCAACAUUUUUGUAUGUGUGUUAAUCCCUGAUCUGGAAAUAAAGACAAGUGACUUUUAUAACAGCCAGCCAGCCAGGGUCAAGGAGAGGACCCAAGUGACUUUGGGCAGCUGGCCUGGGUCUCACCGCCUUAGAGGCAGUGGGGCCCCAAGCAAGGGACUGGGAAGGGGGGGUUACUGUGCACGACUCAAGAAGGAAGAUCAUGGGAGGGUGUGAGGGUGCACUUUUUCUUUUCGGGGACGGGGGAGGCUAUUUAUUGUAUAGAGAGUGGUGUCCGGAUAUGUUACUUGUGUCUUCACCACUUUCUGAAAAUAAACACAAAACUG